This is a messenger RNA of Helianthus annuus (common sunflower), 867 nucleotides long. RefSeq lists its product as uncharacterized. The coding region runs from base 1 to 867 and encodes 288 amino acids. The transcript is spliced from 3 exons. NCBI's taxonomy places the organism in Eukaryota, Viridiplantae, Streptophyta, Magnoliopsida, Asterales, Asteraceae. The record is from RefSeq and is a predicted model, not a curated record.
AUGAAUAUGCUCUCUAUCAAUAUAAGGGGUCUCGGGGUGGAUAAGAAAGCUGCUUGGAUCAAGGAGAUUAAGUUUAAAGAAAAAGUGUCGUUUUUGGCUUUUCAAGAAACCAAUCGGUCGGACAUCUCUGAUGAUGUUAUUGCCCGUUUCUGGGGUAACUCGGUCUGGGCAAAAGAGGUUGUUGAUCCGGUGGGCAGGAGGAAUCCUCUGUAUUUGGGACCCAGGGUUAAAGGUUGUAUGGAGGAGGUGAAUAUUUUGACUGUGUAUGCCCCUCAAAGUUCGGUUGGUAAAAGAGCUCUCUGGAGUCGUAUUUUGUCCGAAAAGUCGGGUAGGAAUGGGUUGUGGAUUGUGCUUGGGGAUUUCAAUGAUGUCCGCUAUGCUAAGGAACGAAAAAAUUCGCGCGUUAAACCUAGAUGUGCGAGGGAUUUUAAUGGCUUUAUUCAUGAUGUUGAUUUGUGUGAUCUCAAUUUAAAAGGAAGUAAGUUCACGUUUAUGUUGGAUGGAGUUAAUGGUAAGAAGUUUAGUAAAAUCGACCGGGUGAUGCUGAGGCACCUUCGUAACAAAAUCAAGGAGUGGAGGGAUGGUCUCCGUAACAAAGAGGUUGCACAGGAAGAAAUGGCCAAAUCUGAGCUUGAAGAAUUGGAAGAGGCGAUGGAGGAUAGGGAUCUUUUGGAGGAGGAAGGUUGGAUUUGUUUAGAAUGUAAAAAAAAAUUAUUAGAGAUGGAGAAUCACAAGGCGAAGGAUCUUCGGCAGAGAUCUAGAGUUAGGUGGGCCUCGGAUGGAGACGAUAACUCCAAAUUUUUUCAUGGUUUCAUCAAGAAAAGGAAAGCUACUAACACCAUCCCCGGUUUACUGAUAAAUGGAUAA